AUGAGUAAGAUUAUUGAUCGAAAUAGACUUGACACUUCUGACUCAUUUAUUGAUCAGAACAUUAAGCUGCUAACCUGCAGGAUGUGUGACUAAAUUCUUAUUUCAAAAUUCAAUCCAAAGGCUUGCGGUUGCAAUCAAGCUUACUAUUGUGAUGACUGUUUAGCAAAUAGUCCAAAUGCUAUAUGUCUAGAGUGCAAUGAUGUAAAAGAGCUAGAUGGCCUAAAUGAGAUUCACAAAAAUAUUUUGGAUAAGAUAAAAGUUACAUGCAUAAAUAGAACGUAAGGAUGUAGAAUCAAGAUCUUGAUUUCAGAACUUAGUAUGCAUGAAACCCAGUAAUGCUUAUUCAAAAAAGAGGGUAAAAAUGAAAGCAUAAGCUGCCCAUUUUGUACACAGUAAAUAAAGACAUUUGAAGAAAGGGAAAGCCAUUACUGUUAAAAACAAAUCUAAUAUUGCCACAAACAUAAAGAUUCAUCCAAAAUUACAAUUGAUAGGAUUUCUAACCUUUCUGAGGUCUAAAAAUUACUAGAUUUUGUCAGAUGUGGACUCUGUAGCAAUCUUUUGAAUUAGCCUAGGCAAUGUUGCAAGUGUAAUCAGCAUUUUUGUUAAAAUUGCAUUGUAAAGUCAUUACUUUACUAGAAUUAUUGCCCAAAUUGCUAUUAAAAAGAGCCAUCAUAUACUGGCAUCUAACGAAACCUACAAAAUAUCCUUAAUCAAUUCAAAGUUACCUGCAAAAAUAACUCAGAAUCCUGCUAGAUGGUGUUAAACUACAAAGAUUUAGAGGCCCAUGAAAAUAAUUGUAACUAAUGCUUGCUAUGCAAAUAGAAGUGCUAGUUUUGUCAUGAGAUAAAUGAUUUCUCAGAUACACAUAAGUGCAAGUCUUAACUUAAUGGAACAGCGCAGCCUUAGGGAUUUUUCGAUAGAAUAUUUAGCAAGAAAAAAAUAGAAAGUCAAUAUGUUGAAAUUGAAACAGCCAAACUUAGAUCUAAGAAGUAGAUUGAAUUCUAAAAGCUAGAUGAUACUCAAGUAGAAUUGCAAAUAGUCUAAGAGUAAAACGAUAGAGACAUACUUCAAAUUGAGUAAGCAGGAUACUUUAUGAGAGUUUCAGAAAAUAUUAAGCAGUAUUAUAACUACCCUACUAGAAUCUAAGUUUUCUUUAUUAUUCUCACUGCAUUAUUCGAUCCUAUCAUGCAAAACAGUGUCAUGUUUUUACUGAUACACUAUCUUAGCACCUAAACAUUUUUAUCGUAUAGAAUAAAGAAUUCAUUCUUAACAUUCUUUUCAGCAUAUGUUUUCUUUACAUUUAUUUGUGCACUUGUUAUUUCCUUAUCAAUUAAGCCAAGAAGAGAACCUAGAGGAGCGAAAUUUAUCUAACUAAUAAUAUCAAUAUUUAGUUUGCAAUACUUUAUGUUCGUAUUUAUGCCUUGGGUGCAAAAUUAUUACACUUAUUAGGACCUUUUUAAUUCGAUAAAGAAUACUACAGCAUUUAGAAAUCUCGCAUAGUCAGCAAUUAUGGUAACUCUUGUAACAGUAGUUGGACUGAAUAAUUAAGACAACGAUUUCUAAUGGUGGACGCUGGGAGUUUUAGGAAGUUCAAUCCCAUUUAACAUUAUUGAGUGCUUUGCAUUGCAGUUUCAAUGA
Stylonychia lemnae is the source of this 1638-nucleotide messenger RNA. Lineage: Eukaryota; Ciliophora; Spirotrichea; Sporadotrichida; Oxytrichidae. The record is from the annotation of a GenBank genome assembly.